AUGUUGCCACAUCCUUCGGGCAGGUGCACCAACACUAAUAGUAUCCUUCGAGGAGGGGAAAAAAAAAAAUCUUCGACUCCUUAUAUUACGGCAGAGGUCGAAGGAACCCGAUACUCCAAGGAUUUAUGUCCUGGUUACGUUUUGACGGGGUUCCUCUUCUCGAUACAACCUCACGUCAAAGGAAUCAUAAAUGUCCCGGAAUGCCGAAGAAGUAAUAUCGUAUAUUAG
Molecule: messenger RNA, 228 nt
Organism: Nezara viridula (southern green stink bug)
Lineage: Eukaryota; Metazoa; Arthropoda; Insecta; Hemiptera; Pentatomidae
Source: the annotation of a GenBank genome assembly